Molecule: messenger RNA, 1560 nt
Organism: Talaromyces proteolyticus
Lineage: Eukaryota; Fungi; Ascomycota; Eurotiomycetes; Eurotiales; Trichocomaceae
Product: putative serine dehydratase domain-containing protein
Exons: 3
Coding region: 73-1269 (398 amino acids)
Biological process (GO): D-serine catabolic process
Molecular function (GO): D-serine ammonia-lyase activity
Source: RefSeq, a predicted model, not a curated record
AUUAUUAUUCUCUACGUAGCUGAGAAUUGACUUUUAACAAGAGGCGCCAACAGCAUAGAGCCAACAGCAAACAUGGACAUCUCUCUUCAAACCCACCAAUCAUAUAUUGGGAAAUCCGUCCACGACUUGCCCACCCCGGCCCUUGUUCUGAGCAAAUCAGUCAUAGAAAAAAAUGUCAACAGAUUGCAUGAAGACGUAGAAAAGCUAGGCAUUGGCUUUCGCCCGCAUGUCAAGACCCUCAAAACAAUCGAAGCGACAAGGAUCAUGCUGGCGAAUGGGAAAUAUCGAAAAAUCGUUGCAUCGACUCUGUGUGAAAUCCGAGGAUGUUUACCUCUGGUCAAAGAGGGGAUCCUCGACGAGUGUCUAUAUGGCCUCCCUGUUCGCCCCUCCGUCUUAAAUGACUUGAACGCAUUUACUACUCAACACAAUCUCAAAAUCGUCCUGAUGGUUGACCAUCCUGACCACAUACGCAUUCUCGACGAAUUCAACACUCGUACUGGGCGUACCGCCCCUUGGCCUGCCUUUAUCAAAGUUGACGUGGGCACAAAUCGCGCUGGGAUCAUGAAUUCGUCACCGCGAUUAGACCAGGUCAUCCAGUCCGCAAAUGCGUCGGCGGCAGUCUCGAUCUAUGGAUUUUACUGUCACGCAGGUCAUUCUUAUGCUUCAAAGACAACUGACCAGGCAGUCAAGGUUCUGGAAGAAGAAUUGAAUGGCGUGUUGAUGGCAUCCGAGAAGCUUGUCGACCGCAGCAAAACCGAAGAAAUAAUUCUCUCCAUUGGUGCCACCCCGACAGCACAUGUAGUGGCAAAUCUAAAGCAAAACCUCCCAGCGAAUACAAACCUAGAGCUUCACGCCGGAAAUUUCCCAGCAAAUGAUCUGCAACAAGUCGCUACCGGGCUCGUUUCCUUCGAUGAUCAAGCCGUGAGAGUUGUUGCUGAAGUAUGCAGUGUGUAUCCAGAGCGCAAUGAAGCAUUGAUCAACGCUGGCGUAAUUGCACUCACGAAGGAGGCAAGCUCCUUCAGCGGUCUGGCUCGGUGGACGGAUGGAAUUGACUGGAGCAUCGUGCGCGUCAGUCAAGAGCAUGGAAUUUUCGGGUGGGUAGGAGAAGAGUCGAAGAAGGAAAAAGUUGAGAACAAGUUUCAUGUUGGACAGAAAGUUUCGUUGUACACGCAGCAUGCUUGUAUUACUAGUGCGAUGUACUAUGUGAUGUAUGUGGUGGAUGAACAGGAUAUUGUCAGGGAAACGUGGAUUCCAUGGAAAGGGUGGUAGCUUGAUUAUGUCAAAAUUGAGAGUAUAGUUGAUAUCAAUUGAUAGCAUAGUAGGAGCGGCGUUUAGACAUAAAAACACAUAUAAUACAAGUUAAGUAGCGAUAUGCUUGAGUAAAAAUAUGAUUACAUCUUUUUUUCCCCAGUAGAAUGAUUGGUUAAAUGCCAUUUCUUUCCUCGGUUGAAUUUUCGUUUCCUGAGCCAAACUUGGUCCAUAAUACCUUGAUCCAAAACACAGUCUCCAUAGUCCCGACAAUAGCAAGUGCAGUAUAAACAAUUACUUUCGUUGUGCGGC